Dibothriocephalus latus is the source of this 207-nucleotide messenger RNA. NCBI's taxonomy places the organism in Eukaryota, Metazoa, Platyhelminthes, Cestoda, Diphyllobothriidea, Diphyllobothriidae. The record is from the annotation of a GenBank genome assembly.
CCGUUGGCAAGUCAAAUGAACCUUGUGGUUGGCCUUGCUUUCCUUUCCGGACUGGUCAAGUAUAUUGAAAUGGUACGACCCCAGUUCGCCAAUCAGUCCAUCGGUCAUUGCCGGGGAUGCGUUCCAAACGCCUACAUAACUUUGAACCACCGUUACAUGAACAAAAACUGGAAGAAGGAAGAAGAAGAAUUGGAAUCCUUCCUGUAG